UGUGGUUUUGCCUGUGAGUGUAAGGCGCUGUUUCACUUCUUAAGCCUUCUAAACGGCACCACAGUCGGCGGCAGAGCGAACGUUUCUUUAAUUCUGUUUUUUUGUGUGCGGUGGUUUUGGGGGCGAGUGUUAUCCCCCCCCCCUUCUCCGUCUUCUCUCUCCCUCUCUCCAAUAACGAGUUUAUGGCUGCCUCCUGCCCCCCCUCGUUUCACCCCUUGAGGGUCUAACCAGCUGAACAUUUCCUUGGAAGAAUUUAAACAUCAGAGAAAUCCAUCGGGUUGUAAAUACCUUUUCUGCUUCCCUAUCUGAUCCUCUAAGAGAUAAGCGAGGUUUUUCGUCUUCCAUUUGCCAUCCCCUCUUUUUAUUUAUGCAUUGUACCUCUUAUCCAACACCGCCGUUUCUGGACCUACAAACCUGCGUCAUUCGAACACAGCCGCAGACGGAACACUCGGCAAGCGCAGGGCAAGACGUUUUACCCAACGUAGCCCUGAACACCGCCGCCUAUGACCCGGUGAGGCACUUCUCCACAUACGGUGCCGCCGUGGCGCAGAAUCGGAUAUACUCGUCCCCUUUCUACUCGCCCCAAGAAAACGUGGUGUUCGGCUCCAGUCGGGGACCUUAUGAAUACGGAUCUAAUGUGUUUUACCAAGAUAAAGACAUGCUUCCCAGCUGCAGGCAGUCGGCUAUGGGCCACACUUCGCAGUCUUCCAUAGCGCAGGACUACAGCACUGACCCGAGCAGGACUGCGGGGCAGGAGCAAAAAGGAAGCGGUGUGCAGAUAUACCCGUGGAUGCAGAGAAUGAACUCACACAGUGGGGUUGGGUACGGUUCAGAUAGACGGAGAGGUCGCCAGAUUUAUUCCCGGUAUCAGACUUUGGAGCUGGAGAAAGAGUUUCACUUCAAUCGCUACCUGACCAGGCGCAGGCGGAUCGAGAUCGCCAACGCACUCUGUCUAACAGAACGCCAGAUCAAAAUCUGGUUCCAGAACCGGCGGAUGAAAUGGAAGAAGGAAAGCAAUCAGAGCUCGGUUCUGCCCGGCGGUACCGAACCCGGUCCCGGUCCGGAAGCCCAAGAAGAAGAAAAAGAAGACAUAGAAGAAGAGACGGAGGAAGAAAAACAGAAAGAGUAAAACAUAAACAAAAAAAACUCCUUUCUUUAAAGGCAAAAAAAAAAAACUUUUACUGUCGCUGUAACCCUUAACUAAACUACCUAUGUUGUUGGCACAACUUGAUAAUAAACUAAACAUUGUAUGCAAUUCAGGCGCUCUGUAAGACUGCAACGAGGCCACGUAUUAUCCAGUCAUUUGAAGUCUUUUAAUUAAGAAACUAUUUUUUUUAAGUGUUAGAAAUGGGGGAAAAAACAUACUUCGUACAAUCAUUGUUGUUGUCGACCCGUCCG
Molecule: messenger RNA, 1398 nt
Organism: Acipenser ruthenus (sterlet)
Lineage: Eukaryota; Metazoa; Chordata; Actinopteri; Acipenseriformes; Acipenseridae
Product: homeobox protein Hox-C6-like
Exons: 3
Coding region: 368-1129 (253 amino acids)
Biological process (GO): anterior/posterior pattern specification; regulation of transcription by RNA polymerase II
Cellular component (GO): nucleus
Molecular function (GO): RNA polymerase II cis-regulatory region sequence-specific DNA binding; DNA-binding transcription factor activity, RNA polymerase II-specific
Source: RefSeq, a predicted model, not a curated record